Messenger RNA from Solanum pennellii, 378 nucleotides. RefSeq lists its product as uncharacterized. Bases 1 to 378 code for a protein of 125 amino acids. The record is from RefSeq and is a predicted model, not a curated record. The transcript has a single exon. NCBI's taxonomy places the organism in Eukaryota, Viridiplantae, Streptophyta, Magnoliopsida, Solanales, Solanaceae.
AUGAUUAAACAUCCGGAUAUAGAUUAUACUGUUCCUUUGGAUAUAGAGUUGAAAGAGCAUCCAGUCUAUAGUUUCCAUGUCGAAGCAGAACCAGACGGUUUGCCUUUGUAUUUUCAUAUAAAGAAGUAUUUGGAGUCUGGAACUUAUCCUUAUGAUGCUACGGCCAACAAAAAGAAGUCGAUACCCCGUAUGACCCUCAGUUUCUUUUUAAGUGGAGAAAUCCUUUAUAGGAGGACUCCAGAUUCGGGUCUUCUAAGAUGCGUUGAUGUCGUCAAAGCUGCGAGGCUUAUUGAACAAAUACAUGCCGGAGUUUGUGGCACGCAUAUGAAUGGUUCACAUUGGCAAGAAAGAUCCUUCGAGCCGGUUACUUCUGGAUGA